Molecule: messenger RNA, 2967 nt
Organism: Schizophyllum commune H4-8
Lineage: Eukaryota; Fungi; Basidiomycota; Agaricomycetes; Agaricales; Schizophyllaceae
Exons: 16
Coding region: 199-2832 (877 amino acids)
Biological process (GO): DNA-templated transcription; regulation of DNA-templated transcription
Molecular function (GO): DNA-binding transcription factor activity, RNA polymerase II-specific; zinc ion binding; DNA binding
Source: RefSeq, a predicted model, not a curated record
CGUCGUGCGCUACCGACUUCCUCGCCCAAUGACUGUAUAUUGAGACGACAUCUCCCCCAUCCUUCUAACCACGUAACCUAUCUAGUCUACCUGGCGACGCUGCGCUCUGCUGAAUCAUCUACAUCUGCACGAAUCAUUGAAACCUGAUUUACGUUAGUGAACAGCGCUCGAGCGACGCGCUUCUUUGCACCUACCAACAUGGCGCCUGCUGCGAGCAAGGAGAAGGAGAAAGAGAAGGAAAAGGAGCAGAGACCGCGCAAGAAACCAGGACGGGUACCAACGUCGUGCGCGGAAUGCCGGCGCUUGAAGCUCAAAUGCGACAAAGGGGUCCCUUGCCAGAAGUGCGUGAGCCGUGGCUGCGGCUCGAUCUGCCCGGACGGCCAGCUCGUCAGUGGGAAGGGCAACCGAUUCUUCCUCGCGAACACCGAAGAGCUCCACGACGAGAUCGACCAGCAGAAGACGCGCAUCCGCGAGCUCGAGCAAGCAUUGCGCGACGUGCAGAAUGGCGUGAUCGGCAACGCGCAGCCCAGGGAGAGCGAUCCCACCUACCCCCUCGCGUCCUCGUCCAACCCCUACCCCACACCGUCCGAUGCGGGGCCGUCGAAUGGGAGGCGGCAGUCACCGGACUCGAUGGAAGGGAUCCAUAUGCCAGAGAUUGUGCGUCCGGCGCAGGACGAGGAGAGCUUGCUGGAUGCGUUCGGGACGCUCACGCUGGAUGGGAAUGGGGCGGCGAGGUUCCUGGGGAACACGGCCAGACCAGAGUACCUAGCAAGGGUACAGAAGAAAUACCAGCCAUACCAGCCAGAUAGGCUAUUCCCCAUACUCUUUGGGCAGACGACCUAUGGGGCAUGCCUUUUUGAGUCCGGGAUGGACUGCCAGUCCAACUCAGAUGCUGCGAAGGAGAUCAUCCGUCUACUACCCAGUCUCUCAGAGGCGAUUCGUCUAGCGGAGCUAUACCUGUGCUACGGCGAAUGGCUCUUCCCCUCCAUGCGUCGCACUGACCUCUUCGACGACGUGAUCCAGGACGUAUUCCGAGCAGACCACGCCCAAGUCCCCGAAACCUGGUACCACAAGCUGGCCGUGCUUUUCUCCGUCUUCGCCAUCGGCUGCCUCUUCAACCCUACCCUCGAGCCCUUCUCGACAAAGGCGAACGACUACUUCCAUGCAUCACGGACCGCACUGUCGUUCCUGCCGCCGUACCGGUCGACUACGUUAGCAUCAAUUCAGGCGAUUUUACAUCUAGUCGAAUACAUGGAGUUGAGCGAUGCGGAUGCGGUGGGCCCACCGGAGGUAUGGAUAUACGAUGGAUUGGGGUUGAGGUUGUGUCAGUCAAUAGGACUUCAUCUGGACGCCACACGUUGGAAACUCGACCCAGCUCUAGCGAAGAAACGAGGCGAGCUUUUCUGGGCAGUGUAUACGCAUGAUACCUGGCUGAGCUUCUGGUUCGGUCGACCACCCAUGUUCGACGACCGCUUCAUCGACUGCCCUCUACCCGAUGGUGACCAAGUAAUGUUGGCCAGCGGUGACACGGAGAUGAGCUACAAAACCUGGACCUGGCACUACGCCCGACUCCUCCACCACGUCAUGACGACCGCCUUCAACGCCCGGCCUCCGCCCUACUCCACCAUCAUCGACCUCGACCGGCGGAUACGCGACUUCGCCGUCCCGGAAUAUCUGCGCCCAGUGUGCCCGAACAAUAUGCCGUGCACGGUGGAGACGUCGGCGGCGAUGCCGGCGCAUGAUAUGCGAAGGUGGUUCGUGCUGAUGCAGAAGGAGUCGACCCUUUUAAACCUACAUCGAGCAUACUUCGCCGUCGCGCUCGACGAGCGGCCGACGGAGCUCUCGAGCCAUCGAUAUGUACCGUCUGUAUUGGCGACGUAUCGUUCGGCGUGGCGAUUGGGCAAGUCCUUGCAGCUUGUGUGGGCCAAGUAUCCGGACAGCAUUUCGCGAGUCGGCCUGAUGUGGUCGCAGGGGCUUUCAGCAGCAAUCGUCAUGUGUCUAGUCGUCACUCGCGCACCGACAGCGAGUAUGGCGCCCUCGGCGCUCGACGAGCUCGGCCUGCUGGCAGACAUGUUCGAGGAAGCCGCGCCUAAGUCGCCUUGUGCGGCGAACCUCCUCGAAUCCAUUCGCGGCCUCAAAGAACGCGCGCUCGCGGUUAUCAACCAUACGGACGCGCAGGAGCAGGAGGCUUUCGCCUCCCGCGCCGAGCUCGACCGCAUCGGCGGAAAAACAGGGUUCGUGCGCGUCCAGGCCGAGGCGACGAGCGUCCGUACGGCGUCCUCGAGCACGCUGUCCAGCUUUAUUUUGCACACCCCCUCUGGCGACUCUACGGACCUCUAUCCCUCGUUCUUCCCCACCGGCUCCGCCUCGAGCAUCAGCGCGCUACUCGAUCCGCCGAGUGCGGCGGCGGCGGGUGGUCUCGGUACUGCACAACCGCAAGCGCAGGGCGAUCUGGACCAUUCGUCGUGCUUGGCGGAGAACCUGCAUCCGACGAUGAUGGACGAUUUGCGCAACUUUGAGGCGGCGCUGGGUGCAUUGGAGCAGGGGAUUGCCAUGGAGGGCGAGGCGGGGCAGAGCCAGGGCUUGGGAGGAGGCGCGACUCUUCUGCAUAACGUCUGCCCGUUGGGUGUCGGAAAUGGUGUGGGAGGCCCGUCUCUGCCGGGGGAAGUGAGCGGGGGCGGUGGUGUGUCCAACAACGCCGCGGGGACGAACGGUGCGAACUUUAUGGGCGCGAGUGCGUUCGAUGGGCUGCAGCCCACCAUGCCGUUCGGUGGAGGUGUUCCCGUGUUGGAUGCGACAUGGCAGAGCUUCGUGGAGCAGUUGGGAUUCUAGGAUAUGGAUAUAUAGUAAUUGUGCCGAGUCGUAUGCUCGGUCUGUUCGUUGUGCUUCUAAUUUAUGGUUCGGCCCACUGUCUGCUCUGAAUUCAUGUUGGUUGUGGCAAUGGCAUGUCACGAUGAUGCUUGGGGG